CUCAUCCUUCUCCUCCAACUGAGCCUCCUUCUUCAAGGACUGUCCUCCCAAGAAAGAAGAAAACAUCAGCUGUUUCAGUCCCGAAGCGACAUGUUUAACCUCCUGGUGGCUGCAGGACUCACGACUCUUGACCUUUUAGUGCCAAGGAGGAGGUCCAUGUCACAUCACAUUACAACACCUAAAGACAGUCCAAGGUUACAGCCUGUCCAGCUUCUUCAGCGUGUCCUGUGAUGGACUGACAGCCUGUCAAGGAAGCUCAGCAAUGUCAGCAAGGAUAAACUCAGCUCAGCAAAUGAAGAUGGAGUCAGCAGCCGAGGUUCAGCAGGGGGCGGAGACUGCUGUGACGGAGACGGAGAGCCAGCAGAUCACUCCGGCACAGAUCGCUACCUUAGCACAGGUAUCCAUGGCAACAGGACACGCCUCAGCAACGGGUCCCACGGUAACGCUGGUACAGCUUCCCAACGGGCAGACGGUUCAGGUCCACGGCGUCAUCCAGGCCGCUCAGCCGUCUGUCAUCCAGUCCCCACAGGUCCAGGCUGUACAGAUUUCCACCAUAGCAGAAAGCGAAGAUUCACAGGAGUCGGUGGAUAGUGUGACAGACUCUCAGAAGCGCAGAGAGAUUCUAUCACGACGCCCCUCUUACAGGAAAAUCCUCAACGACCUCUCAUCUGACGCUCCGGCCGUCCCUCGUAUCGAGGAGGAAAAGGCCGAGGAGGACUCAUCGGCUGCUGCUGCCACACCGGCCAUCACCACGGUUACCGUCCCCACGCCCAUCUACCAGACCAGCAGCGGCCAGUACAUUGCGAUCACCCAAGGAGGAGCCAUCCAGCUGGCUAAUAACGGUACCGAUGGAGUCCAGGGCCUCCAGACUCUGACGAUGACCAACGCAGCAGCAGCCCAGCCUGGAGCCACCAUCCUGCAGUACGCACAGACCAGCGACGGCCAGCAGAUACUGGUUCCCAGCAACCAGGUGGUGGUCCAGGCCACCUCCGGUGAUGUCCAAGCCUAUCAGAUCCGAGCAGCCCCUGCUAGCACCAUCGCCCCCGGGGUAGUCAUGGCCUCUUCACCCGCCCUCCCAACGCAGGGCGCCACGGAGGAGGUCACCAGAAAACGGGAGGUCCGCCUCAUGAAAAACAGAGAGGCGGCCCGUGAAUGUCGCAGGAAGAAGAAGGAGUACGUUAAAUGUUUGGAGAACCGAGUGGCCGUACUGGAGAACCAAAACAAGACGCUAAUUGAAGAACUCAAAGCCCUUAAAGACCUUUACUGCCAUAAAUCAGAGUAAUUCCACACCUGAACACUAAAACUGGGCCAAGUAGCAUUUCAGUUCCUUUCAGCAUACCUUUGGUUUUUCCUGCCUGACGUCCUUGUCUGCUCGCGGCUAGCGAUGGUAUUUUCUUGUUUAUUUUUGGGGGUACGAAUUAACCCAAUCCCGUUGUGCUUACCAAACCUUCUCUGCAGUAAGUGAUCAGUAAAAUAUACUUAGAUUACUCAGACAGGGUUUCCGGCUGUGUGCCUAGCUAGCUAAGGCUGCGUGAGCUUAUGCUAGUUGGAAGUUAGCGUGUUCAACAGACUGUUAUACGGUGAGCCGCCAACCGAGCCGCCUCACUGUCACUAAAAACAUCUUUCACAACGCUGAGGUCCAGUGGAACGCUGGUGGAAACCCUGGCAGAGUUGUGUUCUGUCAUGCAGGACUGUUGAUAAACAUGGAAACUGAAACUUUCUAUUCUAAAACCGCUUCAGUACACAUUAGAAGGAUUCAGUCGGCUGCUGUUGCUUCACACGCUUCUCUCUGCUUCUUAUUGUCAUAGUUCUGGCCUGUAUCGGUUUGCAGCUCAUUGUUCUCAUCGAGGUUGAGAUAUUCCAGGAAAUAAUAUCCUUAUUUGUGCUUCGGACAUCAGAAGGAACCCCUAGAUGGAUUCUUUUUGUUGUCGUAGUCGAGUCAAACCAGUUUUUGUUGAAUUUCCAGACCCACCCGCACAUUGGGUUGGUUCAUAGGAACAAACUUUUGUCACCUCUGCUCAGAACCAAGUGUUUUUGGUUGCAUUAUCAUUUGCGGAAAGCUGUUUAACCCUCUGAACUAUGUGCUCCUGUCACAUUUCUACUCACUGUGGACUCAUUUUUCACUGCAGUUGUUGUGAAGCAUGGAGGUAUGGGAUCCCAAAACCAGCCAUUUAUAUCACAGUGUUCCCUUAUUUAGCUGUUGUUCUGUCAGAGUCUCCCCUUUGUGGCUGAUUCUGGGAUCUCAUAUCUCCAUGCUUCACAACACAGUUUAAAGUCCUGCACCUCUAUGGAAACAGAACAACCAUGGCUAGAAGGAGGGAGAACUUAAAAAUAGGCACAGUUAAAAAGAAAAUCACAGAAGUAUUCAGCAUGUACAGCGUUUAUUUGAAGUGCCCACAUAUUACCGAAACUGAAAACAAGAAUGGCGCUACAUGCUAAACAUGUUUACUUUAUUUACAUACUUGCCUGCUCUGUGGAAACACAUCCUGCAGUUCAGACGAGAAGUCCCUGAAUUUUAGUCACGUGACCGUUGACCGCUGAUUGCUUCACAGUUUAAUGAAGGAGACCAGAAUUUUUAGAGUUUUAUCGAAUCCGUUUAGUGCUGAAUCCGUGUAUUUUUGGUAGUUUUUUUAAUUCGAUGUGCUUUGAUGAAAUAUCAUAAUUUUAAGCUUAGAUUUGGUUAAUUUUCCCACCAAAAUCAAAACUCAUACGUAAAAUAAAGGACUGUUUUGGGGUUUUGGGCUUCAGAGGGUUAAAAUUCAGGCCAACAGCUGUUUUGUCCUAAAUGUCCUAAUGUGGGAUUCUAGACUCGGUUUGUUGUCAUUUAUGGAGAUGAGUUCAAUGUUGAGCCGUUUACUGGCCAAGACUUAGACAAAAAGACCCAGAUUGUAUAAAAACUUGAUUUUCUUUUAUUAUGAAUACAGUUUAAUACACUAAACUUGUGAUUCUGUUUGAUAAACUUGCCUGGUACGCUCCGUGGUACGUUUUACUGAAAAUACUUUAUCCAGAAAUCGCUCCGUCUCUGAGUCAGACGAGCUCAGUCGGGUGCAGUCAAAGGCUCUGAAUGAAUCUCUGCUUGCUCCACUUCCCAAUGCCGACUACCUUGUACAUGGAACUCGACAGCUAAUUGGGCUCAAACAAGUCGUUUCUUUUCUAAGUGUUUCUUAAGAUGCUGCCAACUGCCGACCGUGACGGACGUGGAGAUGUGUUUGUGUGUCAGCAGACGAUGGAUUUCCACAUUCUGCGACGUCACACUUUUCUGUUCGUUCAUGUUUUUCUCAUUUUUCACAACCUGGAGUCUCAUUUUUACAGUUCUGGCCAACAUUCCUGGUAGUUAAAGACGCGUUUAUUCCAAAGAUGACAUUUUUUGUUGCUGCAUAUAAGUUUAUUUGGAAGCAAAAGUAAAUGUUAAAGAAUUACACCCAGAUUAAACAAAGCUUGGCAAAGCUGCUCAAAAAUUCCAUUUAAGGUUUAUAUAAUUGCACCACAUUUAACUGGGUGACUAAGACACAGCCCUGGAACAGAAAAUGGCGUCUAAAGUUUUAAAAGCAAGAUCCGGGUUGCAGAAAAAAAUCCAUGUUCAUUGAGACAUUUUAACUCCAGACGUAGGUGUUUUUUACAUCUUCUCAUUAGUGUGCCAUGAAAAAAGUGUUUUUUAUCCACGACGUUAAAUUUUUCUGUGCUUCCAAGCGUUAUUUGUGUCUAUUAAAUGGUGGUUUGUGACGACAGAGGAUUUUUUAUUAUGUAGCAAAUUGGAUUCUUUCAAAUCUACUAAAGAUAUUUGCUACGGUGAAUUUACCAGUAAUAAUCCAUAAAGACAUGCGUUGUGUUAAGAAGAGGUCGCUUUUUGUGGGACUGUGUGUGGUUUUUGAGGAGAUACGUGUAUGUAUUUGUGGGUUUAUUUUUUUAUAUUUCUGUACAUAGACUCUACAGCAUGUGUAGACCUCAUGUAUUUCUGUUUAUUUGAUAUGAAAAAUGUUCCUAUGGCUUGUAUAAAAACCGAGUUUGCAUAUUUGUACCAUACAUGCGUGUGUAAUUGGAGGUGUGUGUGUGUGUUCAUGUUGGCCUACCAUUGUAAUGGCAGCUAGUGUUUGAGAAAAGGCCUUCGUUGGAGACGUUCUGUUUAGGAUCGGUGGUGUUUGUUUGUAGAGAAGAAGAAGAAGGAGGAGUCUGUUGGGGUUCACUACAUCUGUCAGUUUCACAGGAAAACAUCAUAGUUUAUGUUCUGACUUGUAAAUGUACUUUUAUCUUUUAUCUAUUGGCUCCAGUAGUUACUGUUUUUUAUAUGUCAUCAAAUGAAAGCACAAUUUGUGUUUCCACCGGAGCCCCUUUUUAUUCUUCUUUAACUGCAUUUAUUUUACUACAAAGCUACUUUAGAUUUUUUUAUUUGCUGUUGACAUGUCAGUAAAUCAAUCAUUUUCAACUUAAUUGUGCCAUUUAGGGGGUAAAAUAUACUGUUUGUGAUUUUUUUUUUUUUUUAAAUGGAAGCCUAAAAUCCCUACAUUUCCCUGUUUAUGCUGGACGACUCAAGAUUGGAUUUUAAUCAGCUGCUGUUGGUAGUUUGGUCCACUUGGGAGCUUUUCCAGAGCUUUAAAUGCAUCUCAGUCUUCAUUAGCAGAUGGAAUUAACUCGCAGGUGGAAGACGUGAAAUUGCACCUCUCAUCUCUCUUUGGUUUGUUUGUUAAAACACCCCAGAAGCUAUUAGAUGGACUCUGAGUAAGCAUUAUUCUGACUGUUUCUCAUUUCUCUUAGGUUUUGAAGCUGAGGAGAAAUUUGGAGGCAGUUUUUUGCUCCCAACAGUCAGACUAGAUGCACAUGUCCACCCUGUUCUGGGCUUGUUUUAUCACAGAGGGGUUGAAAGAUGUAUGUUCAUUUUUGUGUUGCAUUUCAGGAGACAAACUAGAGAGAAAAGGGUACAUUUGAUGGUCAGUAUUUAGUAAUACCUGUGUGGUCAGUGCCAGGGCUUGGUAAAAGUUUUAGAUACCGGUGCCAUUAAGAUAUCUAAGAUGAAGUGUAUUCUGAAUAAAAGUCAUUUCUGCCCCUUGUAAUUCACACAUCCAGUGCUGGUGCUGAAAAAAAGUAAAUCUAGUAAUAAUCUUUUUCUCUGUUUAAUUUGAUGGUGAACUCAACUUUGUGAUGUGAUUCCACGACAUCUUUCCAACAAUCGCAAACGGUGUUUUUUGAUUUCUGUGCCAGAUUAGUUUGUAAACCGUGGGCCUCAUUUGUGCAUGCAACAGAUCGAUAUCCUUCUGUGUAAAAGUAUAUAUAAACAUAUGAUUCCUAGAACAGUAAUAAUAUGACAUGUUUUCUAACUUUUACUGUGAUCAGUUUGUAUAUUGCCACUUUUACAAGUAAUCAAUUUUAAAUGCCAUGUAUUGUAUAGAGUCUUUAGAGACGAGGUCACCAGAUGAGGCGGUAUAUUCUGUUGUUCACAUGAUAAAAGUGUACCAGCCCAUAAUUUCAAAGUGCUGUUACUCUGAUGUUACAUCACUCUUUUGUAAACACUUGCUAUGUCACAAUAAACUGCUCUUGAAGAUUGUUAUGGA
Messenger RNA from Acanthochromis polyacanthus (spiny chromis), 5546 nucleotides. RefSeq names its product cAMP responsive element binding protein 1b (gene creb1b). Bases 263 to 1282 code for a protein of 339 amino acids. The record is from RefSeq and is a predicted model, not a curated record. Gene Ontology annotation, molecular function: protein binding; DNA-binding transcription factor activity, RNA polymerase II-specific; cAMP response element binding. NCBI's taxonomy places the organism in Eukaryota, Metazoa, Chordata, Actinopteri, Pomacentridae. The transcript has 10 exons. Gene Ontology annotation, cellular component: nucleus; ATF4-CREB1 transcription factor complex. Gene Ontology annotation, biological process: regulation of transcription by RNA polymerase II.